AUGAGCAGUUCGAGUGCAGAUUCAAGUCAUAUCAAUUUUGAUUCAUCUAAAGGAGAUCCUGGUUUUGGUCUUGGUCUACGACACGCCAAUCCUCCUGACACACAUCCGAAUACUUCCCAUCUCCAAUAUUCUACGCCCCCGGAGCAUGACGAGCAUAACUCCAAGCCUGAACUUGAAGAGAUUUCCGAUGCGGAAUGGGAGCUACGUACAGGCCGCACAAUCGAUAUUCUCCGCUUGACCCUCCCUACGUUCUUUAACACCGGCUUAAUGACAAGCUGGGACCCAGAAACUGGCGACGCCUAUCCUUCUCCUGCAUUACCGUCCCUGCCGUCCUUACCUCAUUUACCCAAUUUACAUCUGCCCCAUCUCCCUAUACCCCUACAUAUUUCGCCCCAUCCUAUAAAUAAGGAUGCGGAGAAGCAAACGAAUGGAAAAGGCAAAGAACGUCAUGAGAGGGAAUCGAUAUAUUCCUCUCGUAUUCGCCUAGCCUACACUCCUCCUUCACCGCUUCCCCACCCAUUUCCGGAAAAAUUAACCUUGGAUGGUAAACCGCUCUACCUAACUUCCGCGGUCUUUGUCCGACACACGCUCAAUACUCUCUAUUCUGACUUACGGGUAACGUUGGUCAAGGUCGCUGUUUCGGUUCCCAGAGGCAAGUCGUCAUCAGAAUCGGAUUCAGAAUCAGGAACGAUCCCUCCACUACCGCCAAACCCAGAAUCAGAUCCUGAAUCAGGUAACUCAGGUUCAGUCGAAGGAUUUGACGACCCUCUCACCAAAAACUCUGGGUACAAGAGGGAGAAAUCUCUCUAUAUCUCCCUCCGAGUCACUGGUACCUCUCGCGUCAGUGGUGCCCUCGGACAGUGGGAAGUCAAGUCUACGUAUACCUUUUCUCCAUUGAACGCGCAGAUCAUUAAACAUACUGUGAACGGGAUCGAGCCGGCACCAGAGAGGGGUGUGUGGGAAGGGCUGGCGAAGGUUUUGGGUUUGGGAAACAUUGGGGAAGGAUUUAAUGGGGGAAGGCAAGGGGAAGGAGCGCUGUCGGGUUUCGGAGGUCAUAGUCGCUUGAAAGCAGGGGAAGGUGGAAUUUGA
Messenger RNA from Lentinula edodes (shiitake mushroom), 1089 nucleotides. RefSeq lists its product as uncharacterized. Bases 1 to 1089 code for a protein of 362 amino acids. NCBI's taxonomy places the organism in Eukaryota, Fungi, Basidiomycota, Agaricomycetes, Agaricales, Omphalotaceae. The record is from RefSeq and is a predicted model, not a curated record. The transcript has 3 exons.